Cladophialophora immunda is the source of this 771-nucleotide messenger RNA. RefSeq lists its product as uncharacterized. Gene Ontology annotation, biological process: double-strand break repair via nonhomologous end joining; DNA recombination; nucleotide-excision repair, DNA gap filling. Gene Ontology annotation, cellular component: DNA ligase IV complex. Gene Ontology annotation, molecular function: ATP binding; DNA binding; DNA ligase (ATP) activity. NCBI's taxonomy places the organism in Eukaryota, Fungi, Ascomycota, Eurotiomycetes, Chaetothyriales, Herpotrichiellaceae. Bases 1 to 771 code for a protein of 256 amino acids. The transcript has 2 exons. The record is from RefSeq and is a predicted model, not a curated record.
AUGUCGCUGCAAUUUCUCGACAUCUGUCAGCUUUUCGAGCAACUGUCGUCCUUGAAAAGUCCUGAAAGCCGCGAGUUAAACCUUCAGGAAUGGUUUAAGCAGCAUCAAAGUAGCAUACAACGUCGAGGAGCCCCUGCUCUGGCUCUUUUGUCUUGCUUAUUUCCGGAGAAACGGGCUGAUCGGGUAUAUGCGUUGCGGACAAAACAGCUUGAGCAUAUGGUCACCAAAGCGGCUUGCUUAGGUCACUCUCGUGUCUCCGAGCUGCGGCGCCUACAAGGCCGUAAUGGGAUUGAUUUUGCCUCUGCGGCCCAACAGGUUCUUUCGGCGACGGACGAUUUUUCGAAUCCACCCCGAUCACUCACUGUGGAAGAGGUGGACCAUACUCUGGACCGAUUGGCAUCUACUUGCGUAUUCCCGUCGCCGAAGCUUCAGGGAUCCAUCACCAUUGGAUACAUUGAGGCCUUCGACGAACUGCUCCCCGUAUCUCCGCCUCCCAACCUGGAGAGAUCGCUGAAAGAAUCGGCCCGUGCUGAGAUCGAGCCCUGUUUCGGGACGAUGAUCGGACUCCAAGAACUUGGCAAGACCCGUAGCAUCCAACACUGUUGCCAGCUGGCCAGCCACAAAGAAGUCAGCGUGCAGAGGAAGUAUGAUGGCGAAUACUGUCAGAUUCACAUCAGUCGCACACAUUCUCAGCACCACAUCACAAUCUUCUCCAAGAAUGGUCGAGAUUCGACCAUGGAUCGUGUCGGAGUGCACAAUACCAUCAAGUAA